AUGGCGCAACGCCCCUCCCUUACCGGAUUCGACCCUCAGAAGUUCGCCGCGGCGGCUGGCAAUGCAAAGCACGAUCCUUGGGCACGAUACGAAGCAUGGCGAUACACCGGACCGUUCUCUCGCUUCAAUCGCUUCAAAGGCUCGCUUCCUGGCCUCGGAACGGCGACUGUAGCUUUUGGCAUAUACCUUGCGGCCGAACAUUUCUUGUUCAAGGAUGAGCACGGUCACCACGAUUCCCACGAUGAUAAGGGACACCACUAA
Aaosphaeria arxii CBS 175.79 is the source of this 261-nucleotide messenger RNA. RefSeq lists its product as uncharacterized. Gene Ontology annotation, cellular component: mitochondrion. Gene Ontology annotation, biological process: electron transport chain; mitochondrial respiratory chain complex I assembly. Lineage: Eukaryota; Fungi; Ascomycota; Dothideomycetes; Pleosporales. The coding region runs from base 1 to 261 and encodes 86 amino acids. The transcript has 2 exons. The record is from RefSeq and is a predicted model, not a curated record.